AUGGACACACGAGCCGACGACCGACGGGCAGAUGAGCUUGUUAAGCCAAAUUCAAUAACUUUCUGCACAGUUCGUGUUCCGGCUCGUGCGCUGCCAUCAUCUCACUCUUCCGUCCCCCAAUAUGAUCGUCCGGAUGACGCCAACUCUGCUGCUUCACCACAUCUGGUGUUCUGGUUCCUCAUUUUUCACCGUUACAAUUUUCUUGUUGUGUCAGGCAAGAAGCCUCCUGUCCCUCCUCACCUCGUUUUUUGCUCGCCAUCUUUAACUACUAACGAUCAGAUGUUGUUCGAUAUUCUCUCCGAAAACGCACAACAGCUGUGCUUCCCUGCCCGUGCCGGCUUAGUGGUGACCAACCCUAAAUAG
Molecule: messenger RNA, 363 nt
Organism: Opisthorchis viverrini
Lineage: Eukaryota; Metazoa; Platyhelminthes; Trematoda; Opisthorchiida; Opisthorchiidae
Exons: 2
Coding region: 1-363 (120 amino acids)
Source: RefSeq, a predicted model, not a curated record